UUGUUUAUCGGUCGCCGAUUUGUAAUCAGUUUUGAUUCUGUUGCGCGAGAAUCUUGCGUUCGAAAAUUUUCAGCUGAAACGCGUUAGUUUUCGACAGUAAUUCUGACAAAACCGGAGUCUCUAUUUUGUUACAAUAAUUGUACAGAAAUUCGGUGAUUAUCGUUUUGUUGUGAAGGUGUUUUUCGCUGCAUUUUUCGUGCAAUUCAAUCGUGCGUCUGUGCAAAGAGUGCAACUUAUCAUUGAACGCGCGAAUAUUUCUCAAUUUUUCAAGCAUUUCAUCCUUGGGUGUCUUUACUUUUCGUCAGUCGAUGCCGCCUCAAAGUUAUUGAAACGAUGAAAUUGUCGAUCAAUCUCACAGGUUUAAUACCAAGUUUGUUUGGAGCUUUUACUUGAUUUUAUAACCCCUAAAUAUUAAUUGUGUCAACUCAGUCCUACUGAAUUAUGACUGAUCUUCUCUAUCAGUCACCAACCAGUACAACCCCUCGCAGUGAUUCAUUCCGCUGUGCCUUGCUAGAUGUUUGUCGGUCCCCCGUUCUAUCGAGAUACUCGAGAGAAGACAGAGCAAACAUGGGCUUCAGCGAUUUAAAACAUAGUCGUAGUGAUGACCUGGUGCUUCAAAGCGCCCCUGUCAACGGGCCAGAAAUGCAGCAUGGCAUCAGUGAUGCUGCACUCCAGAUUCAAAAAGAUGCCUGUGUCGUCUAUGAAGAUGACGUAUCGAAUGGGUCGGCCAAACCUGCAAUUAGUUCGCCAAGUAAUUCUGAAAGUGGAGGUGCGAAAUACCGCGAUAAAUCGUUUUUGAAGUUAACUGGUGAUUUUGGUAAUGAUGUGCCGAAUAAACGUGCUAGCCAACAUGUUGAGCUUUACGACAAAGUUGACCCAGAGGAUAGCAUUCGGGACAUCAUCUCAGAGAAUGAUUUCUACAGAUUCGUGCUCUUCAAGCGGCAUUACGAAACGUACCUGGACAUCUCGCGCAAGUACGAGGAGGCACGCAACAUCGCGUACUACCUCGAGGAGAAAUACCACGAAAUUAAGGCGGAGAAGGAGAUCCUGGCGGCGGCCCACCACGAGCUCGAACGACGGCUCGAGGACCGAGAGGAGGAGCUCAGGGACAAGGAGGAGGAGCUCUUCCUCCAGCUCGAGAGGGUCAUCCGACUCGAGGAGGAUUGCGAAAAGUUGAAACAGGAGAAGGACAAGAUCAUCGAGUGGAAGGAAAGGCUCCAGAAAGAAAGGGACGAAGCGUACAGACAGUUAAAAUUACAAGCAGAAGCCUCUGAGGUGACAAGGCGGAAGUUGGAGGUUGCCAGAAAUGAUGUAGUUCGACAAGUGACCGCAAUUGUAGCUGAAAAAGACUGUUUAGAAAAAGAGAAUUCUCGAUUGAAAGAGGCCUUGCAAUGUCUAGAGAGAAAAGUGCCCAUCCAGUAUCGCAAUCCUAAACCCUUGAGUCGGUGUGAAAGUGCUAAAGGAUUAGAGGCAGAGGUUCAUGAAUUGAAAAUUAUGGCUAAACAAUCUGCAACUUUGAAUUCUCAGCUGAAAAAAGGGAUGAAGCACUUGGCGUCAUGCCGCCGGAGGAAAUGUUCUGUUUGUGCCUAUACUAGAGCUACUUUUGGAGAAUAUGCAGCCUACGUUGAUGACAAGGAUUCAAAAGCAGUCAAAAGCUGUUUCCCAUUCCAAGACUUACGCAAAUGGACUCACAAGCCUAUAGCAGCAACGCCAGCAACGGAGCCAGAUUUCAGCGCUCAAGUCGCAGAGCGACUGUCGCAGUGUUCUAUUAACCCUACCUCUUUAGCUCAAGCAGCCAUGCACCUAUCUUAUAUAGACGACUGUUCCUUGUCAUCUGACUGUGAAGGUGAAGGACAUGAAGAUUGUCGAGCCUCCACCACUUCCUCUGCGCCGCACGCAUUCUCCUCUGAUUCGGGUUUUUCCUCUGAGCUGUGCGACUCGGGGCUUCAAGACAAAUCUUUUCACCGCGGGUCCAAGUGGACUUCCUCUUUUCGUAAGCUGUUUAAUAGAGUGUCAUCUAAGCGUAUUGCCAAUACCUCUAAUCAGUCAUAACUUCACAAACUUUACUCUGCGUAAAUUGCAGAUCUUGAAAUAUCUAGGUAAAGCUGUUGUAAAAUGAGCUGGUAGAAAUCGAAAAAAAUCAAGACGAAUUGAGGUUCUUGAAGAAAAAGGCAAAUAAGUGUAGUUUUUUUAAAAAUUGAGGUAUUAAUGAUUUCAACUAAUACUAGUCUUUAAAUAUAUUCUGUGAAAAAUUCACUUCCAAAUUCCAAUUUCCAAGCAUCAAAAUGUGAACUUGAAUUUUCUGUCCGCCAUAAGGCUCCAUGAAAUUUGGAAACUUUAAACGCAUAUUUCUCGAAAUAGCAAAAACUGCACUAACACACUUUGACCUCCAAGCACCUCAAUUUUCAGCCGCCAGUGACAUCACAGUUCUGCUUUUUUAGUCUCUGGCUCCAUUUUUCAAAAGAUUAUUUUAGGCAUACAAUAGUUGAACAAUAAAACGAUGAGUAGUAAACAUGUGCAAUAUUUUGCUAAUUUAUUGCCAUCUCUAAUGAUGUCAAAGGCAAUUAACUCAUUUCUCUGAAGAGAUCGCCCAUUUAAAACUAUUAGCUGCAAUCACUGGUUUCAUAUUUGAGUACUUUCAUUUUGGAUUUAAAAACUGAAAACUUAACUUUAAAAAGAUGGCCACAGAAAAUAUGAGCAAAAGACAAAAUUGCAGCCUCAUGUCUAAAAUGCUAUAAGACUUCACUUAAGCUGCUUAUGACAAGCUGACUUUAAAGUGGAGGGCACGAAAACACCACACAGUUUUUAAAUUCAAGUUGAUAGCUCAAUUCCGAUUGACAAAAGCAUACCUUCCAGGGAUGUCAGUUUACAGGCAAAGAGAGUAGCCCUUGUUGAGGGUUGAUUUUAUAGAAAUACUAAGAAAGCGAGCCUUACAAAGAAUGUGUGGCCUGGAGCUCUGAGCAUCUUUGAGGUAUAUUUCUGUGACGCAUGCAACAGACCAGACCCAUUGAGGUGAAAGUAUGUACUAGGUCCAGCAAAAAGUAAGUACUGGGUCCGUUUUUGCACCAUUCUCUAUACUCUUCUGACACCGAAAAGAUAUGUAAGUAGUCAUUGUAGACACCACCAUUUUUUUGAGGAGGCAGCAGAAUUGACUGUGUUAUUUCUCAGCUCAGGAAUUGUUUGAUGAAAAUAAUCUCAAUCCCUAAAAUUUUUUGGAGAUGAAAAAAUUUUCCAACUGACGCAUUUAUUCAGGAACAAUCUAUUUUUCUGAUAUACACAUAGGAUGCAUUAAAAACCACCCCAAGUAUUCAAAAUUCCAAGAAUUUUUAUUUAGCUGCAGCACCAAUGAUUCUACAAAAUCUUUAAAACUAAUGUGCUGAAAACUUGUGAACGCAAAGGAAUAUGUUGGUUAUUUAUGUUUAAGUAAAUUUUCAAAGAUACGUGUGUUGGACCAAAAAUUUAAAAAAUUUGUCUUGGCAGAUAAAUUUUUAACCAGGGUUGUUUUUCUAAAUUUCCUGCUAUUCAAAGUCUCCUUUUCCGAAUAAUAAUGCCAUUUAGAUGUAAUUUGGUCAGCAUGACAGCAUGACUAUCAAUUUCAUAGCUCAUGUGACAUUGAUGACAUUUAUGUGAUUCUAUGCAAAGAAUUAUGUAUACUCUGAUGAGCCUCGUUUGUGAUAUCAUUAACUUUACAGUUUUAAUUUAAGGUGAUUAAGUGCAAUACCUAUCAUGAUAGUUUAUCGUACCUAUUUUAACAGCAACUAUACGAAAAAAGCUUUCUCGGAAGUAUCUAGCACUGGUGCAGUUUGAUUGAUUCUCAAAGGAUUCUGAGGACUAAAACUUUUUUAAUUUGUGUUUUGGAGUCUAUGGCUUAUUAAAUCCCCUCUCAUUGUUUUAUAAGUAGCAACCAAGAAACUGAAACAUCAUUACACUUCUUCAUCAUGUAUUUUUUGCUCUUUCUGUUGAAUUUCACGAUAUUUUUUUGAGGUACAUACUGCAUUUCGUCCAUGCAGUUUCUAUUAUUUCCUUGUCCUUAUUUUCAUAAUUUUGACUACCAAUAGGAAAUAGGAGUUUAGUUCACAGAGGCAAAAUCUUGUGCGGAGUAAUUUUUGUAGAGUUGGGUCGACAAAUCAGAUUUUGAGAUUUUUAUGGUGAACUCCCUCAAGUGGCCGAUGGGCCAAGUUGCGACUUGGUUAGGUCAAUUUUGUGCCUAUAGAAAACACAAAGUAUUAUCAUAAUCCUGCAAUUUUUUGCCUCAUACAUGGCAAAUUAGAAUUUCAAAUAACUCUCUCUCAAAAUUACACUUUCUAAAUUGACAAUUUCAUGAAAUUGUAGCUGUGAUUUGUUUUGGCAUUUUCGAGCUUUUUUCCGCUUAAUUUGUGUAAUAUACACUUCUAUAGCCUGCUAUAAAUAACUCAACAAGGAGUCUUUGUUAACUAAGGCACAUUUACCUAUGGGCGGUCAAAAAUUCUUUAAUUUAUUUUUUGUAGACCUUUUUGCAUAUAAUUUUUCAUUUGCAUCUGAGGUGGUGUUUUAAUUUGAAUUUCCAUAAGUGUCUUCAGUUUUUAAUGAAAAAUACUCAUCGUCAGUUCUUAGAACAAGUGUCUGCUGGUGUAUGGUUUUUCAUUGUAAUUUUUUUAUCAUUAUUUACUCUAAUUAAUUUUAUAUUUUAAUUUGUCUCUCGUUCGAGAAAAAAUCCAUGCAUGAUUCCUCUGUGUGCAUUAGUAAACUUCUGAUAAUUGCCCACCCAAAGAAAACUAAUCUCUUUCUAUCUUACAGAUCCCUGAGUUUAGGUACUUUACUCCUCUAGUUUAUUACCUUGGGAAUAAAAGUCAUUAAAAAUUCAACUGCAGGAGGGUCAUUACCCUGAUUGCAGUCCCUACUUUGCACUUUUUUUUUUCAUUUUCACACAAAGGGAUUCCAUUCGGAAGUUACUGAAAAAUACACACUCUGAAAAUAUUUGAUCUAAUCUGAUGGUUUGAAAUUUUAUACAUCUUUAAAAUUAGUUUUGAUCAUUCCAAUAAUUCUCUCUAUCAAAGAAUCGAGGAUAAUUUUAGCAAGUCACUGGUUCCUGGGAAGGGCAUUUGUGAUUAAUACAGUUUUAAAGGAGGUAUCGGCAGUUUUGCAAAACACUUGAAUGGAUUUUCAGGAGGCAUGCUCUGUUUUGCAAUAGACUACAUAAUAUUGUUAGCAACAUUUACAGGCUAAUAAUGUUGACCUGAGAAAAAUAAUAAGAAUGAAUCUUUACUUGCUCAUGUUUUUACCAUUUUCUCCGGCUCAUUUCUGUUCUAAAUUUUAAAAACUUCAUGAUGGUUAAAAAAAUUUAUAAUGAUUUUAAAAAAAUUCCUGGUGAUGAAAUUGAUUAAAAUUAAUUUUUGUAUCUCCUAGAAAUGUAAUUUCCCUUAAUAUUUGCAGAAUAUUUGCUUCUUAAAGUUUUGAUCUUAAAAGCAAAAGACCCUGUGAACUUCCUGUGGGAAUGUGUACCUUGAUCAAUUUCCCAUUUUUUUAUUGCAUUAAACUCCUCUAGUGAUGCUAAUCAAAUUUCAGAAUUGUGCCAACUUUCGAUGGGCCAUCGUUUUCGCACGAUCCGCAAUUGAAGUUUUGAUCAUUUCCAGGACAGGCUGGCAGUAACCAAGGGAAAAUGCAGCAUGUGUCUGUAUGUUAAGGAUGAGAGUUGGAGAGAGAUAGAAACUGAUAUGGACACUGAAGAGAAAAAGUGUGUGGAAUCCAAGAUAAGACCGUCGCUUGCUCGCAGCAAAUGUUGUUAUUUGAUUCAACAGUGGUAGUGGCCGCAGAUCUUGCUGUAUCUAAUUGCGCUGGGAUUUUCAUAUCUAUCUUGUUCACACCCAGCUGGCGGACCCGUACUCAAGCGCUGAAAUGAGGGAUCUCUUUGACUCUUUAUUGCCACAUCACCUUCACUUAUUCAAAGAAUUAUCGAAAGUUCAACCGCUGAUCGUGCAAAAACGGGGGCUCAUAGAAUGAUGGGCGCUAUAAUGACUUUUGAUAUGCAUCUAUAAACGCGUAUAAUGCAAUAAAAAAAAUGGGUAAUCGAUCAUGGCAUACAUCCCUACAAGGGAUUUUAACUUUUAUAGAAUAAACGACACCUAUUAUAAGCACUGGUUGCAGGGCAGAAGUAGGCAAUUAUUUUUAAUUUCGCAUCUAUUUUAGAUCAAUAGCUUUAAACACAGCUCUUGAUUAUCUUGUAACAUUUAAUCCGAUAAAUAUUAUUGAUCAAUGGUAAAAACUGACCAAAAACUUUCUUCGUUUGGAUUUUUUCAUCUGAACUUUAAGUAACCAGUACUGGAAAUUUUGGUUCAUACUUUUGAAUACAUCUGUAAUUGCUAACAGCAUAUAAAACGAUUUGAAGUGUCUUUGGAAAUCUUCAUUCCUCACCCAUGUACUUACUAAGAUCAUCUACAAGUUUUUGAGUCGCUGGUCAGAUACUGUGAUUAUUAUUAUAUUAUUUUUUUUUAAAAAAAAAACAUGAGCUCUUAUUUUUGGAAAUUUGUUAGUCAUUGCUAGUGCCCAAUAAAUUUAAGAGCUUAAAUCUCUAAUUUUGAUGGUCUUCUGGUUAUUGUCGACAAAUUUUGAGUCCAAAGACUUCUCGUUAAGUUUCGUAUCUAAGUUAGUUCAAGGUCUGCAAUUUAGUGUUUAGUGCUGUCCUCUUUUCUCUUUUUUUCGUUGAUUUUUUUCCUUUUUAUCUCUGUAUUAUUGAACAGUAUUUCACGAAAAAUCAAUUAAGAUUUUUGGUCAUUUAGAAUUUUUUGUUUCUUUAUCAAACGUAGAAUGAUUUUUGUUUCAGAGAGAGCUUUCAGUUUAAAUAAGAAAAUUUUCUUUUUCCAUAUUUUUCCUUUUUUCUUUGAUUCUUCCAGUUUACUUCUGAACAAACACCGAGAAAAUUAUGUGUAGAAAACUGCAGCUGAAGCAGCAAUCUAGAUGUUAUUCAUGCCAUAACUUAAUUUCCUAACUAAUUAAUUGUUUUACAAAUUUCUGUCUAAAGUUAUCAUGAUUUCUGUGGACCAUCGUAAAUGGUCUGACUCGAGCAUUUUUAUCUUGUUUAUUAAUAAUUCAAGUGUACUUAUUAUUCUUAAUUGUUCCUUUGAAGGUUGUUUCCUAUCCCUUUGACAAUUGAACUGAUAUUUUUCUUGAGAGCCUCAAUCUUUUGAGCAUAUGUGUCGAAAGAAUUCAUAUUUUAAAACUGGGUUUAAAAGAUUCAACUCAUGCCAAAUGGUUCACUUUUUUCUGUUUUUCCCGAAAUUUGGAUUUUGGCGCUUUGGCCCUCAAGAAAAAUAUCGGCUCAAUUCUAAAGGAAUAGAUUUAUUGGUUUCAUGUUAUUGCAAAAAUAGAUCUGAAAAUUUAGCUUCUCAUUGUAGUUCCAAUGUUUACUUUCUGUAAUUCUGUGGCUGAUUUUAAAAGAAAAUCUAUCGAUAGAUUAUGUUGGCAUCGAAUUCCACUCACAAUUAGUUAAUUAUAGGAAUGACAGGCCAGCUUGUUCUUAAGCUUUUCCUAUCUUUUCAAACAAGAUAAUGUAGUCUUGCUCUGGACUUCACCACUACUUUGUCUCUCAAAAUAACUGGUCAGUGAAAUGCUCACAGUCCAAGGCAAGUAAGAAGUAUUUUUCUUCAUCAUUUUUCAUCAAAAUAUAUUGAGUAAUUUUUUUUUAAAUUUUCUGUGAGGCUGUACCAAAAAAAAUUUGAAACUUUGGAAACUCGCUUGGUUAUGAUGAAAUUUAUACCUGUAUGUAUGCCUUUGUUUAAGUAUAUGGUUGGGUUUUUUCCCUUUAAUAAAAUAAAUUUUAACCAUUCCAGAUAACAUUCCUUUCACCUCAAAAUUUUGAAAACUCUACAAAGUCGGCAUAUGGAAUUUUAAGGAGCAACCAACAAAAUUACUAACUAAAUAUGUAGUCAGCGCUCAAACUUUUCCCAGAAAUUAAGCAUAUUUUUCAUGUCUGUAUCAUUCUUAUUCAAAAAACCUAUAAAAUGUGAAUGAAGUGUGCAAGACUUUUGAGGAUAAGACAAUAUAUUUGUGAAGUAAACAGACUGAUUGGUGUUAUUUUAAAUUUUUUUGAAUAAUAAUGUAAGAUAAUCUCAUCCUUUAUCUUAUGGAGACAUUCUUACAAUUCAUUUAUGUGAUUUCUACCAAUUAAGUAACAAAAUUCUUGUACAGGUGUUGAUUUUUGUGAAGAAAAAAAAGACUAACUUUUAUCACUUCGAAAAAAAGGAAAACUUGGAGAUAUUCUAGGUUUGGUCCUGAAGUUGUUAAGCAUGAAACCUGAAACAAAUUGUUUUUAUUGAAAUAUAUGUUACACAUAUCAUUAAA
Messenger RNA from Bemisia tabaci, 8316 nucleotides. RefSeq lists its product as uncharacterized. NCBI's taxonomy places the organism in Eukaryota, Metazoa, Arthropoda, Insecta, Hemiptera, Aleyrodidae. The record is from RefSeq and is a predicted model, not a curated record.